Molecule: messenger RNA, 1246 nt
Organism: Peromyscus californicus insignis
Lineage: Eukaryota; Metazoa; Chordata; Mammalia; Rodentia; Cricetidae
Gene: Cenps
Product: centromere protein S
Exons: 5
Coding region: 437-883 (148 amino acids)
Biological process (GO): replication fork processing; resolution of meiotic recombination intermediates
Cellular component (GO): FANCM-MHF complex; Fanconi anaemia nuclear complex
Molecular function (GO): protein heterodimerization activity; chromatin binding
Source: RefSeq, a predicted model, not a curated record
CUUUUUAAACAUUUUAUUAUUUAUGUAUAUGCAUGUGUGUAUUAAGUGCGUGUGCAUGCAGGUACCCAUGGCGACCAAAGGAGGACAUUGUAUCCCCUAGAGGUGGGAUUACAGGUGCUCUCUCUGUGAGCCACUUGAUGUGGGUGCUGGAUCCCCGAUAAAGCAGCAGGUGCUCUCAACUACUGCUAACCACUGAGCUAUUUCAUGCAUGUUCUUACAGAUGGUCAAGGAAGCGACAGGCCUUGAGACAGCGGCUAGGGUGCGGCCCUGGGGUCACACCAACUCCUGCAAGACCCUUCCGCAAGCCGCCGCCAGGGGGCGCGCGCGGGCAGGAAGGAGGAGCUUCGCUCUUUGACCCUCUGCGCGGCCCGUCGCGGACGUAGGGCGGGAAAGUCUGACUCGGCCGCGGACCGCCUGCCGUGGGCGCUCCGCCGUGAUGGAGGAGGAGGAGGUGGAGGCCGAGGAGGAGCAGCAGUUCUCUCACCGGCAGAUCCGUGGGCUCUUGCUUGCAGCCCCUGAAGGACUCGAUUUCCCCGCAGAGGCUAAAGGCUGCAGUUCACUACACGGUCGGCUGUCUUUGCGAGGAAGUUGCGUUGGACAAACAGGUGCAGUUCAGCAAGCAGACCAUUGCGGCGAUCUCGGAGAACAUUUUGCCAAAGACCUUGAAAUGUUUGCCAGACAUGCGAAAAGAAGCACAGUCACCACGGAAGACGUGAAGCUCUUAGCCAGGCGGAGUAAUUCACUGCUAAAAUACAUCACAGAGAAAAAUGAAGAGAUUGCUCAGCUUAACCUAGAGCGAAAGGCCAAGAAGAAAAGGAAGCCAGAGGAUGAAAACAGGAACUCCAGGGAGCCUGAUGCUGAAGUGGUGAGCAGUGAGAGUUAAGUCCUGGCCACUUGGGAACUGCAGCCUCCAGCACGAGGAAGUGUGCAUCCCACCACGGGCAGUCUGAGGGAUAAGUGGAGACGUUUAAAGACACAAGUGGCUGGGCAGCUCUCGAUCCCGCCUGCUUCAGGACAUUUGAUGCAGCUUAAAAGAGCCAGAAGCUCCUGCAAAGCCAUCUCCAUGCUUUCCUUGGCAGGGGAAAGGCUGGCGUUUGGAUGGCACACUGUGACCUAGUGGCUGAGGUUGAUGACAUGUGUUUGCAAUUAGACAUGCUGGGUGUUUGGGGAUAAGUGUAGUCCUUCACUGUUUAUUUUCUAGGCCAGAUGACAGUCUCUGAACAGUGAAUAAAGCUAUGUUUACUUA